Molecule: messenger RNA, 438 nt
Organism: Miscanthus lutarioriparius
Lineage: Eukaryota; Viridiplantae; Streptophyta; Magnoliopsida; Poales; Poaceae
Source: the annotation of a GenBank genome assembly
AUGGCGAGAAGGUCUUGCAAGCUCCUCCUCGCUCUCCUUGUCAUCGCAGCAAUGGCGGCGUCUCCUCUAGCUCUCGCGUACGACCCGAGCCCUCUCCAGGACUUCUGCGUCGCCGACACCGCCUCCUUCGUGUUCGCGAACAGGCUGGUGUGCAAGGACCCAGCGGCCAGAUGUACGUCGGCUUCCUCCACCGAUGGCACGCUCUUCGCCAUGUUCCUCUCGAAGGGCAACGUCUUCGUCUUCCCUAAGGGCCUUGUCCACUUCGAGUUCAACUGCUGCGCCAGCCUCGCCGUCGGCAUCGUCGGGCUCAGCAGCCAGAACCCCGGGCUCAUCCGCGUCGCUGACUCGCUCUUCGGCGCCACCCCCGCCAUCACCGAUGAGGUGCUCGCCAAGGCAUUCAAGAUCGCCGCCGCCACCGUGCAGAGGAUUAAGGCGUAG